AUGAGAGAUAGUGUAAUUGAGAAUGAAUUUAAUUUUGUAUUUUUACAAAUAUUAGCUGAAUCUCAUUACCAACGAUUUGAAUGGUUUCAUGAAACUUUGGAGAUAAUAAAGAGAAUAUUAUUUAUUUUAAAGCAUUUGUUAAGAAAAGCAUAAAAUAUUGGAGAGUAUGUUCUUACAAAAAUAGAUUCAAUCAUUGAGAGUUAGAGUUGUUAGAAAUAUUAAAGGAUGACAAUAUGGAUUAGUGAAGAUGAAACAAAAAUUAUUUGGAUAGGGUAGGAUGAUCAAUUAAGAAUAAUUUCAAUAAUAUAUGGAAAUGAUUUAGGUAAAGCACACCAAUCAUUACAUAAAUUAUUGAAUGGAAUAGAAAUAAGUAGCUUAGUUUUUGCUGAAAAUAAUAUUUAUGUUGUUAUACUACUUGUCCAAUAUAUUAUAAAUAAUCUAUUUUAGGAAAAUUCCCAAAUAUUACAAAAGGAGGAAUUGAUGAAAAACAAUUGA
Messenger RNA from Paramecium pentaurelia, 495 nucleotides. The record is from the annotation of a GenBank genome assembly. NCBI's taxonomy places the organism in Eukaryota, Ciliophora, Oligohymenophorea, Peniculida, Parameciidae.